Thamnophis elegans (Western terrestrial garter snake) is the source of this 444-nucleotide messenger RNA. Its product is annotated as sperm acrosome membrane-associated protein 3-like. The transcript has 4 exons. NCBI's taxonomy places the organism in Eukaryota, Metazoa, Chordata, Lepidosauria, Squamata, Natricidae. Bases 1 to 444 code for a protein of 147 amino acids. Gene Ontology annotation, biological process: fusion of sperm to egg plasma membrane involved in single fertilization. The record is from RefSeq and is a predicted model, not a curated record. Gene Ontology annotation, molecular function: lysozyme activity. Gene Ontology annotation, cellular component: acrosomal vesicle; sperm flagellum.
AUGAAGUAUCUUCUGCUUCUGUCUCUCCUCAUAUGCCUUACAUUUAGUGUUGGGGGAAAGACCUUUGGACGCUGUGAAUUAGCCCAAUUGUUGAAGAAAGCUGGCUUGGAGGGAUAUCGUGGAUACAGUCUGGCUGAUUGGGUCUGCUUAGCCUUCUAUGAGAGCCACUUUGACUCGGCGCUUGUGGACCAUGAAGCUGAUGGCAGCACCAGCAAUGGCAUCUUCCAGAUCAACAGUCACCUUUGGUGCGAAGAUUACAAACACGGGAAACCAAACCUCUGCCAAAUGCAUUGCAGCGAUCUGCUGACAAGUAAUAUCAAGGAUGAUAUCGUCUGUGCCAUGCGGAUUGCACAAGGACCCAGAGGCCUGGGAUCUUGGAUGGGUUGGAGAGAAAAUUGUGAAGGUCUAGAGUUGUCUGCCUGGUUGAAAGGAUGCAAGGUAUGA